GGGCAGAGAUCAUUAAUGAGAAGCAAAGCGGCAAUUACGCACGUUUCAAGAGCCAUUUUGCAUUAUCGAUAAAUCACUCGACGAUUCGCAGCCAUUUGAAAUCGUUCGAUUAUAAAUCUCCUAUUCGAAAGAGAGAAACGAAUGCCGGAGGUAGAUAAAAAAUUUGGAAGACUAAAAAUAUCAAUCGUAGGGACGCAAAGCGACGCGUAAAAUAUUCGUAGAAAUUCAAGAACGGUAGAGAAUCGCUGGAAGAAAAAAGCUCGGUCAUCCCUCAUCUUGACGCAAAAAUGUUUUUCUUGCCUUACUGGCUCGCUUUCGCAUAACUUUCUUUAUCAUCGUGAAUUGCGUGCCAUGCGAUCGAAGAAAAUCCAAGUGGGAGGAUGAGGAAAGUGGAUGAUGAAAGAUGGAACGACCGGGUGAUACUUAACGUCGGUGGAAUACGUCACGAGACGUAUAAAGCAACCUUGAAGAAAAUACCGGCGACGAGAUUGUCACGACUCACCGAAGCAUCGGUAAAUUACGAUCCGAUAUUGAACGAAUAUUUCUACGACAGGCAUCCCGGUGUCUUCGCACAGGUUCUCAAUUACUAUCGUACAGGCAAGCUGCACUAUCCCACGGACGUUUGCGGUCCUCUUUUUGAAGAAGAGCUUGAUUUCUGGGGUCUUGAUUCGAAUCAGGUUGAACCUUGCUGUUGGAGUACUUACAGUAUUCACAGAGACACUCAAGCAACGUUGGCCAUAUUGGACAAAUUAGACAUCGAAGGCGAAAAGCUUAGCGACGAGGAGAUUUCUCGGCUUUUUGGUUACGAGGAGGAAUAUAAUCGUGGAACGUUGACAAAGUGGCAGCGAUUACGUCCGAGAAUCUGGGCUCUCUUCGACGAGCCUUAUUCGUCGAGGUCGGCAAAGUGCAUCGCCUGCAUUUCGAUCUUCUUCAUCUGUCUCUCGGUUCUCUGCUUUUGCUUGAAGAGCCAUUCUAGUAAUCUAUCACAAAUUAGAACGGAUGAUUCUUCUUCUAACUACUCUGUAAAAUUCACUCAGCAUUACGAGAAUGAAAUCGGUCGACCGCAUCGAACGUUUUAUUACAUCGAACACGCUUGUAACGCUUGGUUCACAUUCGAAAUAACACUUCGAUGCUUGGUCAGUCCAAGCCUAAAGCGAUUCGCUGUGUCGCCGGUGAACGCGAUCGAUUUAGCGGCGACGUUCAGCUUCUAUACGGAAUUCUUGACAGAGUCUAGCCUGUAUCUGGAGGUCCUCUCGAUAGCACGAGUACUUCGACUCUUUAAAUUGACCAGACAUUCACCCGGCUUGAGAAUCCUCAUACAUACUUUCAAAGCAUCCGCGAAAGAGCUCGCAUUGUUGGUUUUCUUCCUCGCUUUGGGCAUAGUUCUCUUCGCUAGUCUCAUUUUUUACGCCGAACGACUUCAAGAAAAUCCUAACAACGACUUUGACAGUAUACCACGAGGACUUUGGUGGGCUCUAGUCACCAUGACGACCGUCGGUUACGGCGACAUGACGCCAAAAACCUUUCCAGGGAUGUUCAUAGGCGGACUAUGUGCCUUGACCGGUGUUCUUGCUAUCGCACUUCCGGUUCCCGUCAUCGUCAGCAACUUCUCUAUGUUCUACUCCCACACUCAGGCACGUAGCAAAUUGCCAAAGCAGAGACGAAGAGUACUCCCAGCAGAAUUUCCAAGACGUGGAAGAUCGUCGAUGCAUCAAAAUCGUUCCGAUUCUCAGGGACAUUUGUUCUUGAACGCUUCACCUUACAGAUCGCUGACACCUCUCAUGACUCGACAACCUAUGACUAGAUUGCACAGCGUCCUACAACUCCAGCCGAAUAUCGUGAUAAAUCUAGCGGAAAUCGAACAUCGUGCGCGCACCACUUCGCCCAGUCAAGAAUCCGAAGGAACGAGCGUAUCUGACUGCCGAGAUAGCGAUCUACCUCGAGACGAUAAGACGGAGCAGCAACGUGUCGCCGAAAUCGUUCAUCCAGAAGAGGAAACGAAUCAUCGAAAAGAGAGACAACGUUCUCAAAACAUUCUCCAUUGUAUUCUAUGAUAAAAAUAUUUUGUUUUUUUUUUAUUGUUAUCCUUAUAUAUUAUUGUAACAAAAAAGAAAGAAAAGAAGAAAAAAAGAAGUUGCAACGAUCAACGAGAAAAACUUUUAAGCGACAAAGAAAGAAAAUGAAAGAAAAAUCAAUGAGAAUGAACAAAAAGAAAAGUGCGUCGAUCGUGCAACGAUCAUGUUUCAUCGUAAAGUAGAUCGACCGAUUCGAGGCCAUUAAGAGAGACCAGUAGCGUAUCAACGAUAAUACCCUGGAAAACGUGGAAAACCGUGGAACUCUUUGACGCAAGAGCUUUCACGGCGCAAGCGUAAGCCAUCGACCGCUAGAACGGUUUAUUCAGGCUCUGUGGGAUCUCCCCACUUUUCUCUACUCAGCAUAGACACGCACAGACGUUGAUACAUUUACAUGCAUAAAGAGAAAGAAAGAAAGAGAUAGAUAGGUAGAUUGGUAGAGAGAGAGAGAGAGAGAGAGAGAGAGAGAGAGAA
Molecule: messenger RNA, 2546 nt
Organism: Vespula pensylvanica (western yellowjacket)
Lineage: Eukaryota; Metazoa; Arthropoda; Insecta; Hymenoptera; Vespidae
Product: potassium voltage-gated channel protein Shaw-like
Exons: 6
Coding region: 381-2054 (557 amino acids)
Biological process (GO): potassium ion transmembrane transport; protein homooligomerization
Cellular component (GO): voltage-gated potassium channel complex; dendrite membrane; axon
Molecular function (GO): delayed rectifier potassium channel activity; protein binding
Source: RefSeq, a predicted model, not a curated record